Messenger RNA from Phyllostomus hastatus (greater spear-nosed bat), 6403 nucleotides. RefSeq names its product kinesin family member 14 (gene KIF14). Bases 163 to 5007 code for a protein of 1614 amino acids. The transcript is spliced from 30 exons. Gene Ontology annotation, molecular function: ATP binding; microtubule binding; microtubule motor activity. Lineage: Eukaryota; Metazoa; Chordata; Mammalia; Chiroptera; Phyllostomidae. Gene Ontology annotation, biological process: microtubule-based movement. The record is from RefSeq and is a predicted model, not a curated record.
CCGGGAGCGGGCCGUGAGUGUUGCGGGCGCGGCGCCCGGGCGUCUCCGGGUUGGGGAACGUGAGAGAUCCUUUUGGAGACGGACAGGCUGGAGGUCAAACGAGCAUCCAGAGAAGAGCUUAGGUCCAUGGACAGCCUUCUUUGGAAAUAACUCUCUGCCACGAUGUCAGCGCCCGCGGCGCGCAGUCGGAAUACCGGUGACGCCCUGGGUGUGCCUUCUUCCCUAAAGGGCCCAUCCGCGAAUGGUCUCGGCCUCGGGAGCAGCCAGAAGCUGCGCGCGAAGUCGGCCGUGUGCGAGCGCGAGAACGACGACCCUUCGCGGGGCUCCGCCGGGAGGCGCGGAGAGGUAAACUGCACCUACGUCAUUUCUGCCCGUCAAACGCCCGGGGACACGGCCCUCACCCCCAGCCCCGCCGGCCGACUGGCCCUUCAGAGGAGAGUUACAAGGAACAGAGAGUCCUCGUUGCUGGGGACUGGGCUGGGAGAGUCCCCCGGAAAAGUGGCGGAGACAAGCCUCACGCUACAGCGGCGCGCUCCAACAGGCUCCGCGGGCCGGCGCACCGCGGCGCGCACCGCGGCGGGGGCUCCGAGGGAGACCGGCGCAGGCGCAACGACGGUCAGUGGUGACACCCGCUCGCUGGCUGCGCCGGCGGCGCCCUCCGCGGAAGGCACGAAAGACGCUGAGCCGCUGGCUGGCGAGAAAUGCAAGGAACGACUUUCUGCCCUCAGCGGGGCGGAUGACAGCGUGACACUGCAGUACUUGCGACACAGCACGCCGGUCGGCCCCCGGAGUCGGACCCAGGUUGAGCGAUCAGGACACCUGGCCGGGAAACCGGCGCAGAGCAAGUGGGACACCCAGGUGCCGGGGCCGGGAAACUCGCGUCACCCCAGCGCUGGGAAGGACGCUGCGAAAACCACGCCUGAGUUCGGGAGCUCAGAGACGAGGACACCUGCCAAGCGCCCCGCGGAGCCCAGGCUGACCCCGCGGGCCGGCGCGCCGCGGCUCAAGAGGCCGGAAACCAGCUCGCCCGGCUUCCAGGUCCGACCAAAGCCGAAAGGCUCCCUUCUGGCCAACAAGGGGGAAGGGUCCCAAGAACGCACGCUUCCUCCCCAGGAAGAGAGUGCGGUCGGGGGCACCGCCGCAGAGAGAGGCCCCUUAAAAGUGGAGAGCAGCCAGGUGACGGUGGCCGUGCGCGUGCGGCCUUUCAGCAAGAGGGAAAGGGACGAGAACUCAGCCCAGGUGGUCUUCAUGGACGGGGAGGAGAUCGCCGUGAGACACCCUGACAUGAGGCACGUGUACAACUUUGUCUACGACGUCUCCUUCUGGUCCUUCGACGAGGGUCACCCGUGCUACGCCGGCCAGGCCGCCGUGUACGGGACCCUGGCGGCCCCCCUCCUCGCCCGCGCCCUGGAAGGCUACAACGCCUGCCUCUUCGCCUACGGGCAGACCGGCUCCGGGAAGUCCUACACGAUGAUGGGGUUUGGUGAAGAACCAGGAAUAAUUCCAAGAUUCUGUGAAGACCUUUUUGCUCAAGUCGCCAAGACCCCAGAGGUCAAACACCACUUCGAGAUGAGCUUCUUCGAAAUAUACAACGAAAAAAUCCACGACCUGCUGGUCUGCAAAGGUGAAAGUGGGCAGACAAAGCAACCGCUGCGCGUCAGGGAGCACCCCGUGUCCGGGCCGUACGUCGAAGCUCUGACCGUGAAUGCCGUGAGCUCCUACUCCGACGUCCAGGGCUGGCUGGAGCUGGGCAGCAAGCAGAGGGCCACGGCCGCCACGGGGAUGAACGACAAGAGCUCCCGGUCCCACGCGGUGCUGUCCCUGCUGGUGACCCGCACGCAGACGGAGUGUGUGGACGGGGAGGAGCUGGAGCACAGGGUGACCAGCCGCGUGAACCUCGUGGACCUGGCGGGCAGCGAGCGCUGCGGCCCGGCCGGGACCUGCGGGCAGCAGCUCAGGGAAGGCGUGAGCAUCAACAGGUCCUUGCUGACCCUGGGCAAGGUGGUGUCCGCGCUUGCGGAACACGGAGGCCGGAAGGGGGUGUUUGUCCCCUACCGCGAGUCGGUGCUCACAUGGCUGCUGAAGGAGAGCCUGGGCGGCAACUCGAAGACGGCCAUGGUUGCCACGGUCAGCCCGGCCGCCAGCAGCGUGGAGGAGACCCUGAGCACGCUGCGCUACGCGCGCCAGGCCCGCAGCAUCGUCAACGUGGCGCGCGUGAACGAGGACGCGAGCGCGCAGCUCAUCCGAGACUUGAAAGCAGAAAUUGAAAAGCUGAAAGCGGCUCAAAGAAGCCAUCAGAACAUCGACCCGGAACGAUACCGGCUCUGUCGGCAAGAAGUAGCCUCGCUGAGAAUGCAGCUGCACCGGCAGGAGCGGGACAUGGCGGAGAUGCAGAGGGCGUGGAAAGAAAAAUUUGAAGAAGCGGAAAGGAGAAAGCAUGAGGAAAUGAAGGAGUUACAGAAAGCAGGCAUCGCCUUCCGUAUGGACACCUGCUCGCCAAGCCUGGUCAACCUCAGUGCCGACCCCCAGCUGUCCGAGACGCUGUUCUACGUGAUAAAAGAAGGCACCACCACCGUGGGCAAGGGCGGCCCCACCUCCAGCCCCGACAUCCGGCUGUCUGGGGUGCUGGUGGCCGAGGACCACUGCACCAUCCGACACGUCGGCGGGGCUGUGAGCCUCGUCCCCCUGGGGGAGGCCAAGACCUACGUGAACGGCAGGCUCCUCUUGGAGCCCACGGAGCUGCACCAUGGUGACCGCGUGGUGCUCGGGGGGGACCACUACUUCAGGCUCAACCACCCGGCAGAAGUCCAGGCCGGGGAGGGGCCGGCCGGGGCGGACACCCCCACACGCCAGGGCCGGGAGGACUUCGAAUUCGCCAAGAACGAGCUGCUUGCGGCCCAGCGAGAGGAGCUGGAGGCCGAGGUGAGGGAGGCGCGGCUGCGAGCCAAGCAGGAGCUGCUGCGCAGCGCCCAGAUCGCCCAGGAGGUGGCCGCGCGCGAGCUCGCCGAGCAGCGGGCCGCCUACGAGCGCAGGAUCGAGGCCCUGGAGGCGCAGCUGAGGGAAGAGUCCCAGAGGAAGGAGACGCAGGAGGCGAGUAACCGGAAGGCUGCCCACCGCAUCGAGGAGCUGGAGCGGGCGAAGCAGCGCCUGGAGCAGGAGGUGCACGUCAGCAGGAAGCGGCUGGAGGUGGAGAGUCUGGCUGCCAAGCAGGCUCUGGAAGACCACAGCGUCCGCCACGCGAGGAUCCUGGAAGCCCUGGAGGCCGAGAAGCAGAAACUGGCCGAGGAGGUGCAGGUGCUGCAGCGCGGCCGGAGCGGCAGGGACCGGGCUCCCGCAGCUCGGCCCGGCUGGGGCGCCCUGAAGCUCUCCCUGAUGCUGCAGGAGGCCAACGCCAUCGGCAGCCGGCUCCGCAGCCGGCUCGAGUUCGGCAGGCACGAGCCGCUGGACGGAGGCUGCGGCACCGAGGCCCGGGUCCGGGUGCGGAACCUGAGCCUGGGCGUGUCCACCGUCUGGAGCCUGGAGAAGUUCGAGUCCAAGCUCGCCGCAAUGAAGGAGCUUUACGAGAGUGGCUGCACCAGCCAGGGCGAGGACCUCUUCUGCGACCCCGAGGACGAGUGGGAGGCUGACCUCGCGGGGGUCCCGGUCUCCUCGCUGUCGAGGAGGAGGAGCAGGAGCUUGGUGAAGAACAGGAGGGUCUCCGGCUACUUGCACGGCGUCCAGGCCCAGUCCGCUCGGAAGCCGCCUCCCUCCCGUGCACCAGGCUCGACGGAGGAGGCGGGCUGCGCGGACUGCGGUUCCUCCGGACCCCGCCUCCCCGGGAUCUGCAGAGACGUCAUCGGCUCGUCGCUGGCCGUUCUCGGGCAGAGUCACGAGGACAGGACGGCGGCGGACAGCCUGGUGCGAGACCUCCUCGACGUUUACGGCGGGCUGCUCGCCAUCGCCCGGGCUCACGCGGACCAGGACGAGGACGGCCAGGACGACCUGUUCUCCUCCGACUGCGCCACCCAGGCGCGGGCGGCCGGGGUCGCCUGUGCCUUCGGGCGGCUCGCCGUGCUCGCCACGCACUGGCCAGGCGACGCCCCUCCCGGCCCAGGCGCAGCGAGGCUGGGGGACGAGCUGAGGACGGAGGUGAGGAGGCUGGGCAGCUACUUGCAGGUGUUUCUGCAGGGCUGCUGCUCAGAUCUCUCGUCGGUGGUGGAGGACGCUCAGCAGAGAGUCGCCCGGGCCGUGCGACAGGCCGCCAAGUGUGUGGGACAGCUGGCGGCUCUCAGCGGGACUGACCUGCACCUCCCGGGGGACCGCGGGGCCCCGGACGCCGGCCUCCAGGAGGAUCUCGCGGACGCCGUCCGGGACGGCGUGGGCUCGGGGCUGAGCCUCCUGCUCGGCCGGGGGCUGGAGAAGGCGGAGGCGCUGCGGCGCGAGCUCCUGCGGCCGCGCCCGCAGAGCCAGGUCGCCCGGCAGAGGAGCGCCCGCGCCGCGGCCUUCACCGGGUCCCUCGGGCACGCCUUCGCCGAGUGGAAAACGCAGUGUUCCAGAAUUCAAGCACAGGGAGGCCGUUCUGGGUGCGAAGAUUUGGAGAGGAUGGUUGCGUGUGCCUCCGCAUUUCUGAAGCUGGAGCGUGGCUUAGAGCAGACCGCCGAAGUGGUUCUCUCUGCCCUGAGAGGGCCCAGCGGCGAUGCGGACCUCCUCAGGACCUGCGUGGAGAGUGUCUGCAGCAUGGCCCGGGGUGUGGCUGAGGACAUGGGUGCCGCCUCGGUGGCCAGUUGCAGGGACCUGGAAUCCGAGGCCCAGUCGCUCCUCCUCUGCUUCGAGCCUGAAGAGAGACCUGCCUCGCCAGCGCCCGGGGAGGCCCCUCAUCGGACUGGCGGAGCGGGGCAGCAGCCGUCCUGGGCCGGCGGGCCUGGCUCUGGCGGGCACAAGGGCGUCCCCAAGCGUGUCUACGAGCUGCCCACCAGCGCCCCGAGGGCCCCUCAGGGCUGCCUGCCCAGCAGGACCCAGUGGGUGUGAGCGGCGUGUGGGCUUGGGGAUGCGGUGUCCGCCUUCCUUCUGCAGGAGAUGCUGCCCAGCGGGAAGUGGCUGGCAGCGUUUCCAGGCUGUUGGUCGGCUGCGGGCCUCCCGCGGGGCUUGGGUGGCGAGUGCCAUGGGGACCUGCUUUAGGUGCUGGGACGCGCUGCCCCCCCGCGUUCCCAGAGCCGGUUCAAUAGGUGCUCACCGCAGAGACAUCGCGGCGAAGAGAGUGAAUGGAGGAAUCGACGCUGCGCGAGCGGCGCUCCUCUGGUUUCUCGCGGCCUCCACGUUGAGGUCCCCGUCUUUCGCACCUGCUCUCUGCUCGGUCCAUUGGCCGCCCAUUACCGCUGUGGCCGCCCUCCCUCCUGCCCGGAGCUCGCCGAGGCCCAUCCGGCUGCGCGGUCUUCGGGCUCCGCCUCCGCCCUGGCCUCCGCGGGCGCGCAGUGAGCGGUGUGCGCAUGUGCGCACGGGCGGCGCUGCCGUUCCAGCCCACGUGGUGGCGCACGGACUUAUGAACGAUGGGGCUCCCCGGCGCGGCAGGGGACUUCGCCGUCCAUCCCGGGGCAGGGCCGAAGGACUGUGGUGUCAAACCAGGGGCCGUGUCCGCGGUCACGCCCGGCUCUCGGCGGGGCCGCGAGACACAGGCGGGGCCGUGUCUUCACGCGCUUCGAUGAAGAUGAGACCCGUGUGCUGCGCCAGGGUUUUAACAAACCUUCGUAUCCACAGUCAAUAGAGGGGAUGUUCUGCUUGGGGGACCUUCUGGUAAGGAACUGGCGUGACAUUUUGCACCGCGAGCCUGUGCGAAAAUGGAGCAGCCACCUGGCGAUUCGCUGGGGGACCCCGACGUGACCCGCGGGAAGGGAUGCGCGCAAGGGAUGCAUGUGAUGAUGUCCUUGUCACGGACGCUUGUGGGGAACCCUGGCCGCGGAGUCACGACUGUCUGCAAACUGCGCGCGCGCAGUGGGUCCAGGUGUUUCACGGCGGCGCAGCGCGGCGGACCCUUUCUUCUUCCAGCCUUGCGUUUGGCGUCUGAGCUUGUAUCCCCGGGGAGUCCUGUGUGCACUUUCACCGGUGGUGGUCGCUCUGCCCAGUGGCCCUUGGGCUCUGAGUAUCAGGGCGUUCCCCGAAGGGCGAAGGGCGUACCUGUUUCCGGGGACCUGCUGGAGUGUCAGUGGGUGGUUCUCAACUCGACGUGCGGUAUUUAAUCUUCCUGUUACCCCACCCACAGUUUCACGGGUCAGAAACCAUUUAGAGUCUUUGCACAGUGUUGCACACGUGUUUACACUCCCAAGUGAACAGUUGCACCGUUCGCAAAUGAGCGGCGUGAAAUACGCUUGCUACCAGGAUCGUGUGCGCCGAUAAAUGUUACAAAGAGAACGCUUUUAAUAAAUCCUGU